CCGUGGCAAAAAGAUCGCGCGCGCAAGUAGCCACGACCCCACGGCCGCGAGCGGGAAACGCGAAAUCCACUACAUUGCGGGUUGCCGCCUUCGUCCCAUUUUGUAGUCGAUACCAUCUCCCUCCGGCGCGGCAGUGUCAUCGGUUAAUCGAAACGCGCCGCGCGCCCGCCUUCGUUUCAAACGCGAAAUUUUCCGCCAUCCCCAAAAAAUUUCCCUUGCCUUUGCCUCCGCCCAACUAACAAAUCGCCUUCUAUUUUGCUUGCCUGCCUGCCGCCCAAACCAACCUUCCUCUCCCCCGGAAUCCCAGAAAUUUCCGCCCACACCAACCGGCACCUAUUCCGUGGGCGCGAAACCCUAAUCGGCGCCCGCCUCCAUCUCCAUGGCGGAGCAGGACGACGCCGCGGGGCAGAGCCCGCUCGACUCCGUUCCGAUCGACGAAACUUGUGAUGCUGAAGAUAUGCAUUCUCCUUUGUCCUUUUCUUACAGAAGUCAGCCUAAAUCUGUGGGAGCUGGUCUUAGCAAUAUGGGGAACACAUGCUUCCUGAACGCAACUCUUCAGUGCAUCACUCACACUGUACCGCUUUUUCUCAAGCUUCGCUCAACUGAUCAUUCCACCCCAUGCUCAUAUAAUAAGGAUGGGUUUUGUUCUUUCUGUGCCCUUAAAGAACAUGUUGAUGAAUCAAUUCAAAGGUCUGGAUCUGUUAUAGCACCAGCAAAGUUCAGAGAUAAUUUAAGAAAGUUAUCUUCGGAUUUUUGGCCAGGACAGCAAGAAGAUGCACAUGAAUUUCUACGUUGCUUGCUUGAUAACUUGCACAAGUGUACUCUUGAUCCCAUGUCAAAGGGCAAGGGCUCAUCCUUUGACGAAGAAAGUAUAGUCAACGAGAUUUUUGGAGGACAACUGAAAAGCCAUUUAUCUUGCUGCGAGUGUGGUCACAGCUCAGAGACGUUUGAGCCCUUCCUGGAUCUAAGCUUGGAGAUUGAUCAGGUUGAUCAUCUGGUAGAUGCUUUGCAAUCUUUUACCAAGGUAGAACAGAUUGGGGACUCUGAAAACAAGCUCACCUGCGAAAGUUGCAAUGCUCAAGUUUCUAAGAACAAGCAGCUUACACUUCAUAGAGCACCAGAUGUUAUUGCAUUUCAUCUCAAGCGUUUUACAACCCUUGACAAUUCUGUUGAAAAGAUUGACAAACAUGUGGUGUACCCUCUGGAGGUUGAUUUGAAGCCAUUUCAUAGCAAUCCAGACACAGUGGGGGGACUGAAAUAUGAUCUUUAUGGUGUUGUUGAGCAUUCUGGAUUACCCAACUAUGGCCAUUAUACCUGCACCAUUCGUUCUUCACCAAGCACAUGGUACUUCAUGAAUGACUCCAAAGUUGAUUCUUGUACUGAUUCAAGUGCAUUAAACCAGGAAGCAUAUAUUUUGUUCUAUGUUAGGCAGGGCAAAUUUCCAUGGUUCUCGAGUUUGCUAGAAGGCAAGGAUGCCCUGCAAGCUGAAAAUACCUGUGGCUCAUCUCCUGUGUCAGUUUUGGAAAAUAUAGAUGCAAACUGUUCAACGUCUUUUGCAGGAGGCAGUGGCAGUAGUUCUGGUGAUAAGUUAGAGAAAAAUGAAGCCAGCCAAUUAGAGGAGACGGAGAAAGAUGAAAUGGGUCGGUACAAACCAUCAUUCCUUCCUGAGGAGCCAUCUACGAGAAGUUCCCUUGGCGCUUCCAACAGCAAUAAUACAAUCGAUGAAAACAAUCCACCCAGGGCUUCUCUCCAAAAUGAUGUGGCUACAUGUCUCCGCUGUGUAGAAACUACCAAUCUGGAUAAGCCCUCUACCCCACCGCGCUCCAAACGACUUGCCUUUGAUAACGAGUUUAGUGUGUUUGAGUUUGAGGACUUUGGUGAGGAAGAUGAAACUUUAUUUCCAAAUUUGAAACUUACACCGAAGGCCAAGAAAGCUAAGGCUGCAUCUGCAUCUAAAGCUGAGAAGGGUCCUUGCAUUGAUCAGAACGCAGUACGUUUGAUGAGGGGCAUGACAUCGACACGAAGAAAAGGUUUAAUGGACUGCAUAGCACAGCAAACUGCAAAGCACGAGUCUAGCAGAUACCCUGCAAGUGACCCUCUGGACAAAAAGAAAAGAAAGCCGGUUCUUCAAUACUAUGUAAACGUGAAAAAUUGAUAAAAUGGUCUAGAAAAAAAAACCCGGUGAGCGUGGGUGGUGAAUACGCCGUGGAGGUGGCUCACGCUGAUGAGGGUAAGCCGGCAUGGAUUAAGGGCACAGCAAGCAUGUGGGUCAUAGGCGGAGCUACGUUAGGGCCGUCCUCGGCCCUUGGCCUUUGCUCUGCGUAACCACUAGAAGUCUGCAUGGCUGAAUGCUGCAAUUAACUUGCUCUCCACAGUCUGCGACCGAGAAUAUUUUAGGUAAUUUUAUAUUUGUGUCCCUAGUUUAGCACCACUCAGUUUUGUUCCUAGUUUAGCACCACUGCUCCGUUUUGUUUUUCGCUAGCAGUAGAAAUGUCUCAUCCAUUACUAUUUGAGAGUAAAAUUGUGUAGUGGUGCGGAACUAAAGCCUAAAGGUACAUAUUUAAAAACCCAAAUAUUUUAGCGCUCAUGUUAAA
Molecule: messenger RNA, 2594 nt
Organism: Zea mays
Lineage: Eukaryota; Viridiplantae; Streptophyta; Magnoliopsida; Poales; Poaceae
Product: ubiquitin carboxyl-terminal hydrolase 21
Exons: 9
Coding region: 380-2155 (591 amino acids)
Biological process (GO): protein deubiquitination
Cellular component (GO): nucleus; cytosol
Molecular function (GO): cysteine-type deubiquitinase activity
Source: RefSeq, a predicted model, not a curated record